CUGGUCAAACUUCAAAUGAAACUCCAGUUUCAGCUCCUACUGAUGUUUCUGUUUAUCGAUAAUGCUCCAUCUGUAUUGCAGCUGUGUGUGAAAGGCUACAGUGACAAGCAGCACAUCCUGCUGAGGAAGAUCAUGGAAAAGAUGACUACCUUCGAGAUCGACGAGAAGCGCUUCGAUAUCAUCAAAGAAGCGUACAUGAGGUCUCUGAAUAACUUCAGAGCGGAGCAGCCGCACCAGCAUGCCAUGUACUACCUCCGUCUGCUGAUGACCGAGGUGGCCUGGACCAAAGACGAGCUCAGAGACGCCCUGGAUGAUGUAACGCUCCCACGCCUCAAGGCCUUCAUACCUCAGCUUUUGUCACGGUUACAUAUUGAAACCCUUCUCCAUGGCAACAUCACAAAGGAGUCGGCUCUUGGCAUGAUGCAGAUGCUGGAGGACACACUCAUUGAGCACGCUCACACGAAGCCCCUCCUCCCGAGCCAGCUGACGCGCUACAGAGAGCUGCAGGUCCCAGACGGCGGCUGGUAUGUUUACCAGCAGAGGAACGAGGUGCACAACAACUGCGGCAUCGAGAUCUACUAUCAGACGGACAUGCAGAGCACCAACGACAACAUGCUGCUGGAGCUCUUCUGUCAGAUCAUCUCUGAGCCCUGCUUCAACACCCUGAGGACCAAAGAGCAGCUGGGCUACAUUGUGUUCAGCGGGCCGCGGCGGGCUAACGGAGUGCAGGGCCUGCGCUUCAUCAUCCAGUCGGAGAAGGCCCCCCACUACCUGGAGAGCCGGGUGGAGGCCUUCCUCUGCACCAUGGAGAAGUCUGUGGAGGAGAUGGCCGACGAAGCCUUCCAGAAACACAUCCAGGCCCUGGCCAUCCGCCGCCUGGACAAGCCCAAGAAGCUGUCUGCGGAGUGCGCCAAGUACUGGGGGGAGAUCAUCUCUCAGCAGUACAACUUCGACAGAGAUAACACCGAGGUGUCCUAUCUGAAGACGCUGACGAAAGAGAACGUGAUGCACUUCUACAGAGUAAGUACUCCAGCUUUAGAUCAGUCAGUGUCCCCCCCCCCCUCACUGACAGACAGUAAGCUUUUAACAAUGGAUACAUGUGUGUUAGUCAGAACACUUCUCAUAAAUCUAUGUGGAAGUAUGGUUUUGUGACAGUUGCUCUUUGAA
Messenger RNA from Notothenia coriiceps (black rockcod), 1167 nucleotides. RefSeq names its product insulin-degrading enzyme-like. Gene Ontology annotation, cellular component: cytosol; mitochondrion; peroxisomal matrix. The transcript is spliced from 7 exons. The record is from RefSeq and is a predicted model, not a curated record. The coding region runs from base 16 to 1152 and encodes 378 amino acids. NCBI's taxonomy places the organism in Eukaryota, Metazoa, Chordata, Actinopteri, Perciformes, Nototheniidae. Gene Ontology annotation, molecular function: metalloendopeptidase activity; metal ion binding. Gene Ontology annotation, biological process: peptide catabolic process; hormone catabolic process; amyloid-beta metabolic process.